CGGUUGUUUACAUCAUGGCUAGAUACGGAACGACAAGCACAUCACGUCCUACAGUUCAUCGCUUCAUAUUUCGUCACACGCAUUACACACGAGUCCUACGCAAGUUUACCAUAAAGCAGACAUGUAUGUGCAGUGAUAGAAAGCUCCAGCGAGGCCGUGCGAGUGAAGAGCAGUGAGGAAUUGAGUUACAUGAGGAGCAACAUGGAAAGAUUAGCCGUGUCCGUGUCAGAGAUAGAGAGAAUAAUGGACGGUGUGUUGAGUUCUCGCCUGCAAAACGUGGGAAUGGAUAUGAACGUUGCCACAGACACACACCACCACCCACUUAUCAACAUUUCACCUUGGCAAGACAUUAAGUGUGAUCAUUCCAGGCCAUUUAGCGCUUUUUUCACUAACUGCUGAAGAAAAGUUGUUUGUGAAAGUCUAGAAAAUGACGACCUUAUUCUGCAAGCAAAGGUCACAACCCAGUAUGGAAGGUCGCGCCAGGAUGGGUCGCGGAGUCAAGGUCACACCCCAGGCCACUCUAUCCUUCCUCCCAGGGCGGCCCCCCGUUUUGGACCCCUGCCCUGCCCCACCACCAGUCCCGCCUCAGGACAAACCCCAGAGUAGAGGCAGCUCUUGGCCAGGUCAGAUGUGGAAUCACGUGGCCAGCAUGUUCACCUCCAGGUCGCCGGUGUACUGGGUGAACCAACACAUGGUGCAAGACUACCCGCCACCACCACUCCCACACCACCCACCACAGCCACCACCGUACCAAGUCAUGCCGUGCGCUGUGAUGGACUCUGGGUGUGGGUUGUGGCACGCAGCACCGCAGGGCACCACACAGCACCAGUUAAUGAUGGAGCCACAGGAGAUGCUGCAGACAUACCCACAAGUUUUUCCACCAAUGAAACAGCCCCAAGUGUUUGUUUCCAGCUGUCCUCCACCCUAUCAGUUCUCUAAGACUUCCCUGAACCCCAAUGCACAGGAGUGGGUGCCUAAGGAGUACAGGAUACCAUGUCAAGACACUGCCAAGGUUAAGGACACCCCCAUUCCAGCCCCUGUCAGCAGAGACCAGGGCUUUUGCGAGAUUACCGAGAAGGAGGUGGAGGAUAUUCGGACACUCGCAUCUCCCUCUAGCACUCAUACAGUCAAGCAGUGCCAGGGUCGAGUGCCGCAGUGCCCGCCAAUUGAGGUGACACAGAGAUGGACUGGUGAGCCUGCAGAGAAAGGAAACAGUGAAAAGGAAGGUGUUGACAGGAGUCCGCAGUGUCAGAGUGCUGCUGUGUUGAGUCAGCCUGAGGAAAUGAGUCCAAGAUCAAGUCCAGCUGUGAUAUUUGAAAGCGAGGUGAAGAGUCCUGCUGUAUCUUCCUGCAGCGAGUCAGAGUGUUCAACGGUGGGGCAGGAAAAGACAAGUUCAGGGCUGGUGUGUGUGGAUGGCAGUACCAGCAGGACCCAGCGUCUACCCAGCCCAGAGACUGUUAAGGAGAGUGUAGGAAGACCUCAGGCAGACUCUCUCACUGAACACCUCACCAACCAAGUCCCUGUAAUGCCAAACAAGGCAAGUAUUACCUCACAAGACUCAUGUUCCGCCAAGAACCAAGACUGUGCAAGUGUGGGGAGGAGUGUGUGUGCUGAGGUGCUGCAGGGGAGAGCCACAGAGGACAGCAGCUCUCUCAGUUAUGCAGGGGUGGUUGGCCGUGUGUCCCCUCCCCCUCCCCCACCUGUCGACACUACAAAGUUUAAGUACAAGGGAGUUGAGCAGCCAAUACCAAAAAUAUUCCAGGGUGAUUGCUCUCCCACCAGACAGAGUGAAGCUCCCAGGGUGACAAACGACAGGAGGACCCCAGAACUCUUCAAACGUCCCAGCAAAUCCCAAAGGAAGCGGUCGAGGAGGUUCCUGCAGGAAUUGAAGGAGUUAGGUCAAAACCGUGACAUCUGCGGGUCACCGUCGUCAGUCUCCGACAUCUCUGUGACCUCAGAUGACCUCUCCACUCCUCCCAUGUCACCUGAGAAGUCACUGAUCCUUGCCUCAUCACCCCUGUGUCGUGUGCCUCCCCUGGCCUUGUCACCCCAGCCAGAGAGCCACGUCCUGUCUGCAUCACCCCUGCCAUGCACUCCUACCAUGUCGUCACCCCUGGCAGUACCUAUACCCAUUCCGGCGUCCACCACCGGUAGUCCGAGCAGCCGCACCAGAACAUCGAGUGAAUCCAGCGGGGCCAGUCUGGACAUAGAAUUUGUGGAGACAGAUGAAGUGGACCGCGCUGUGCCGGACCGGGCCACACCCACUAAGCGCAGUCCGGGUGCUGGCGGCCGCAAUGGCUUCCUGGCGUGCAUUUUGGGUUCAGGAGAGUCAGAUUCAGAAACAGAUGAGGACUCAGACUGGGAUGAGUGUGAGGUGGACUCAGCGCCGACUCUCGAUGACUCCUGGGAGACAUUUGGGUUUGGACUUGUGGUGGUGGAGUGUCGCAUGGCACCGUUGGGGAGCCAGGUACAGUGCCAGAAGCCUCAGGAGGUGCCGGAAACACAGGUAGAGGAACACAGCAGUGACCCUUUAUUAUGUGAGGUCAACAGAAAGUAGGAGGAGGUGCAGAAAGACGUGCAAGGGAAAACAAACCAGCGAGUAACGUUUGGCAGGAGACUUCACCCAAUGGUUGUGUGGGGCCAUGCGUACCGCCAGGCGCGCAGGGGGCCAUGGGAGCAGCAGGCGAGGGACCGGGCCAGGUUUGCACAGCGCGUGGCCAGCCUGGAGGCCGAGCUGUCCCUGGUAUUGGACCCAGGGCAUCGGAGAAGAGUUUAUCGCCGCCUCUAUGCUCCCCCAUCACGCUGCUUCCUAUAACCAUGAAUUUGUUAGGCUUCUCUCUGCCUUGUUUGGGAAAAUAAGUGUGUUUCUAUUUGUGGAGUCUGUAAGCCCCUCUCUGCCCCUUCCUUUCAUGCUGGCCAGAGUAGAGGUCUUUGAUAGAGGCAGGAUAAGGUGUAUGUGAGAGUGUUGACGUGAAGAGGGUGUGAAUGCAAGUUUUCUGUAUUGUCUUUGUAUGGAGGCUUGUACUGUCCUUUUCUAGAGUGUGGAUGGGUCAGGAAAUCUAGACAGACAUGGGUAAAGGCAGGGUAGCAAACUGUCAGGGUAACAAGGGCAUAUGGAUAAGCAAGAGAAAGCAAAACAUUGAAUAGCAAGACUGUCAGGCUAACUAGAAUAUAGAUAGAAGCAGAAUAGAGUAGAACAAAGCCUGGAAUACAUGAAUAAGGAAGGAAAACAAUAGGAUAGAGAUUGGAUUAAGUAGCAAGACUGUCAGACUAAUGAGAAAGGAUAGAAGAAGCAGGUACAGAUGAAGGAAGGAACACAGUGGGGUCAGGAUUGGAUAGGGUAGCAAGAUUGUCAGUUAGAGAAAGGAUAGAAGAAGCAGGAACAGAUGAAGGAAGGAACACAGUGGGGUCAGGAUUGGAUAGGGUAGCAAGAUUGUCAGUUAGAGAAAGGAUAGAAGAAGCAGGUAUAGAUUGAGGAAGGAACAUGGAUCAGGACUGGAUCGGGUAGCAAGACUUGGCCAAACAAAAGGGUGUGGAUUCUGGCUAGGCAGGGAGGGAGGCAGUCAGGGUAUGGAUGGAUUAGUAGUAAGCCUGGAUAAAGCACAGGCAUGCUAGUCAGUUGUGCAUAAGAUUUCUUUACUUUUGUAUAUGAAAGUUUAUAUAUUGUUUACUUUCUAUGUUGUAUUUACUGUAAAGAUCCCUUGUUAUUACCCAGCCUUACUAUUACAACUAUUUAUCCAAGGAAUAUAUAUUUUGCAGUCUAUAAUCUCCAUGUAUCAAGUUAAGCAAGAGUAUAUACCCCUAUCAAUAUAUAUACACACAUACACUAAGAUUAUAUAUUAAGAUGAGUAAUUCCAUUUUUUAUUGUUUUUUUCACUUUUACCAAUUUCUUUCAGUAAUUCAAUGAUACAAGAUACACUGAUAAUCUUUUUUUUUUUUAUCUUUUAAUUGAUUUAUUAUUAUUUUAGAAGCUGUAACAUUUGAGUUCUUUGUUUUAUCAAUGCAACACAAGGCUAUUGAAGUAAUGCUGGCUGGCUUAAGCUGAACUCCUUGACUCCUGCAUAACACAGUAAGCUUAAUUUUUGUGGCAGAUGGGUGAACAUGUAAGAAGUGAAAUUUGGCUUUGAUAAAUACUGAUGGCUGGAAAUUUUGAGUGAUGGUUUGUCUUGUGUGCUUAAUGGUUCUCAAAGUCAAAUUGUCAGUUUUUAUUUUACUAUUAUCGAAAGACUUGAUAUAGUGACCGAUCUUUUAUUCAUUCACUUCUCUUUUGUCUCAGAGUGAAGUGAAAUGUGACACAAAUUGUUGAGUUAUUCAAAUGUGGACAAUAGAAAAGUGAGUUAUGUUGUCCGAGAUGAAUUUUAUAUAUGAUUUCCUAAAGGACGUGACUGACAAGAGAAUAGAAAGAAGUAUUUUGAUUGUUUUAAGUCCAUGUAUGUGUUGUUGCAAGUUCAAGGUUACAAAAAAAUGAAAGUGACUGCCAAAAAUAUCUAAUAUCAUCGCCAGUCAAGGAGUCGAGUUAUAUUUUACGUUUUAUAUUAUUUUCUCUUUUUGUGGGGAGUUGCUUAAUAAAUGUAUGAUUAUAGAUACACAGAGUAAAGAAAUGAGUUUAAAACAAAGAUAAGAAAAAAUUUUGUACACCUUUUUCGUAAAAAUGGAUGUGUAAAUUCUCUCUCUCUCUCUCUCUCUCUCUCUCUCUCUCUCUCUCUCUCUCUCUCUCUCUCUCUCUCUCUCUCUCUCUGAAACUGCUUUCUCACCACAACUAUUUUCAAAGGCCACAAAGUUGAUUACCCUCAUUCUCUAAACUCUCUCUCUCUUAACUUGACAAUCUUAUUAAUCUAUCACCAGAACCAUGAAAAUUCCCUUAAAAACAUACUUCUAUCACCAGAACCACCAAUUCCUUGAAAAACUCAUGUAUCACCAGAACCACAAAAAUUCCCUGAAAAACUCAUGUAUCACCAGAGCCACAAAAAUUCCCUUAAAACACUUCUAUCACCAGAACCACCAAUUCCUUUAAAAACUCGUCUACCCCAGAACCACAAAACUUCCCUAAAAAACUUGUCUAUCACCAGAACCACAAAACUUCCCUUAUGUAGCUUCAACUAAAGGCCUUUGAAAGUAGAGGUGUAGCCAGCGUUUCAAAAUAGGAUCCCCAAAAAGCACUGAUAGGGAAAAGAUGCUGUGAUACAGAGAUGAUAUAUAAGAAAUAGUUCAUACCUGGACCUGAAAUAUGUCAAUACCUGUUCUAAUACAACUCAGGAACUACUACUACUACUACAUUAAACCAGUUACCUAUCAACUAUUGUCAUACAGAUACCACUGCUAUUGGUUACUGGUAGAAAAUGAAUAAAAUUGAUAGACAUUA
Messenger RNA from Portunus trituberculatus (swimming crab), 5362 nucleotides. RefSeq names its product flocculation protein FLO11-like (gene PPP1R15). Gene Ontology annotation, cellular component: endoplasmic reticulum; protein phosphatase type 1 complex. Gene Ontology annotation, molecular function: protein phosphatase regulator activity. NCBI's taxonomy places the organism in Eukaryota, Metazoa, Arthropoda, Malacostraca, Decapoda, Portunidae. Gene Ontology annotation, biological process: response to endoplasmic reticulum stress. The record is from RefSeq and is a predicted model, not a curated record.